This is a messenger RNA of Lottia gigantea (owl limpet), 483 nucleotides long. RefSeq lists its product as hypothetical. The record is from RefSeq and is a predicted model, not a curated record. Gene Ontology annotation, molecular function: mRNA binding. The transcript has 5 exons. Gene Ontology annotation, biological process: RNA splicing. Gene Ontology annotation, cellular component: exon-exon junction complex; cytoplasm; nucleus. Lineage: Eukaryota; Metazoa; Mollusca; Gastropoda; Lottiidae. The coding region runs from base 1 to 483 and encodes 160 amino acids.
AUGGCGGAGGUAAUGCUUGAGGUUGAAGAUGGUGAUGAAUUUGAAGUUGAUGAAGAAGGAGAUCAGGGUUUGGUGAAACUGAAAGAAAAAGCAAAGAAAAGAAAAGGCAGAGGGUUUGGUUCAGAUGGACCAACAAAAAGUGGCGUGGAAGAAUAUGAAGGAAUGGAUGUUGAUGAUGCUUUACCAGUUGAUGGUCCGGGUCCACAAAGAUCUGUAGAAGGUUGGAUCUUAUUUAUAACUGGUGUACAUGAAGAGGCACAAGAAGAUGAUAUUUAUGAUAAAUUCACAGAAUAUGGUGAAAUUAAAAAUUUACACUUAAAUUUAGACAGACGAACUGGUUUUCUCAAGGGUUAUGCAUUGGUUGAAUAUGAAACAUUUAAAGAGGCACAGUCAGCUAUGGAUGCUUUAAAUGGUAGUGAAAUAUUGGCACAGAAAAUUAAUGUGGAUUGGGCGUUCGUCAGAGGACCAAGAAAUACUAAGUAA